This is a messenger RNA of Arabidopsis arenosa, 2327 nucleotides long. Lineage: Eukaryota; Viridiplantae; Streptophyta; Magnoliopsida; Brassicales; Brassicaceae. The record is from the annotation of a GenBank genome assembly.
CAAUAAUUCAACAACUUCCUUUUUUAUUUCGUUUAUAAUUGACUCAAUAUUCUGAUUUAGUGGAGUUGAAUUGUUAGUUAAUAGAUGGCGACACUUCAGGAUAUUGGUGUAUCAGCUGGGAUAAACAUUCUCAGUGCCUUUGUUUUCUUCAUCAUCUUUGCGAUUUUGAGGCUUCAGCCUUUCAAUGAUAGAGUUUACUUCUCAAAAUGGUAUCUCAAGGGGUUAAGAAGCAGCCCUGCGAGUGGUGGCGCCUUUGCGCAGCGCUUUGUGAACCUGGACUUCAGGUCUUAUAUGAGGUUCUUGAAUUGGAUGCCAGAGGCUUUGAAGAUGCCUGAGCCUGAGCUGAUUGAUCAUGCUGGUUUGGAUUCAGUUGUGUAUCUCCGGAUUUACUGGCUGGGGCUUAAGAUCUUUGCUCCAAUAGCAGUGCUUGCUUGGGCAGUUCUUGUGCCAGUCAACUGGACAAAUAACACAUUGGAGAUGGCUAAGCAGCUAAGGAAUGUAACUUCGAGCGACAUUGACAAACUCUCUGUUUCAAAUAUUCCAGAGUAUUCAAUGAGGUUUUGGACUCAUAUAGUAAUGGCUUAUGCCUUUACCAUCUGGACUUGUUAUGUGUUGAUGAAAGAAUAUGAGACAAUAGCUAACAUGAGGCUCCAGUUUGUUGCAUCAGAAGCUCGUCGACCUGACCAGUUCACUGUUCUGGUUAGGAAUGUACCUCCGGACGCAGAUGAAUCUGUAAGUGAACUGGUGGAGCAUUUUUUCCUGGUCAAUCAUCCUGAUCACUACCUGACACAUCAGGUUGUAUGCAAUGCAAACAAGCUUGCCGAUUUGGUGAAAAAGAAGAAAAAGCUGCAGAAUUGGCUUGAUUACUACCAGCUCAAAUACGCUAGGAAAAACUCUCAGAGAAUUAUGGUGAAGCUUGGCUUUCUUGGGCUAUGGGGACAAAAAGUAGAUGCCAUUGAACAUUACAUUGCUGAAAUUGACAAAAUAUCAAAAGAGAUCAGUAAAGAAAGAGAGGAGGUGGUGAAUGAUCCCAAUAAGGAGGUUAAUCAUGCAUGUUGCCUUCUUCUUCUAACCUUCUUCUUCAUUAUCCCCAUCGCGUUUGUUCAAUCUCUUGCUACCAUUGAAGGGAUUGUGAAAGUUGCUCCGUUCUUGAAGGUUAUUGUAGAGGAUAAAUUCAUGAAAUCGGUGAUACAAGGUUUUCUACCGGGUAUUGCACUGAAGAUUUUCCUCGCCUUUCUGCCAUCCAUUUUGAUGGUCAUGUCUAAAUUUGAAGGCUUCACAUCAAUCUCAUCUUUAGAGAGACGAGCAGCGUUUCGAUAUUACAUCUUCAACUUAGUGAACGUCUUUCUUGCAAGUGCCAUACCGAUGAAAGCAACUUUCUUCAUCACGUAUAUAAUGGUUGAUGGUUGGGCAGGAGUUGCAGGAGAGAUUUUAAUGCUGAAACCACUGAUUAUGUUCCAUCUCAAAAACGCCUUCUUGGUCAAGACAGAGAAAGACAGGGAAGAAGCAAUGGACCCGGGAAGCAUCGGUUUUAACACGGGCGAGCCUCGGAUACAGCUCUACUUCCUUCUCGGUCUUGUCUACGCUCCCGUGACACCGAUGCUUCUUCCUUUUAUCUUGGUCUUCUUCGCCCUUGCUUACAUUGUGUAUCGCCACCAAAUCAUAAACGUAUACAACCAAGAAUACGAGAGUGCUGCAGCGUUUUGGCCAGACGUUCAUGGACGAGUCAUAGCGGCAUUGGUAAUAUCACAGUUACUUCUGAUGGGUCUAUUGGGAACAAAGCACGCUGCAUUAGCUGCACCUUUUCUCAUUGCUUUGCCUGUGCUUACCAUCGGUUUCCACCACUUCUGCAAAGGUCGUUAUGAGCCAGCCUUCAUCAGAUACCCUUUACAGGAAGCAAUGAUGAAAGAUACAUUGGAAAGCGCAAGAGAACCAAACCUAAACCUUAAAGGCUACUUGCAAAAUGCUUACAUUCAUCCGGUUUUCAAAGGCGAUGAAGACGAUGAUGACAUUGAUGACAAGCUCAGGAAGUUUGAGGAUGAAGCCAUCAUUGUCCCCACCAAACGUCAGUCGCGGAGAAAUACUCCGGCUCCUAGCAGAAUCAGUGGGGAAGAUUCGCCGUCUUUGCCCUUUAGUGGUAAACUAGUCUAAGAGAAGCUUUGCUCAUGAUCAAAAGAAUAUAUGUACAUAGAUAGAGUAAGAGAAGCCUACCAAAAUGAGAAUAUGUGGCCAAGAUUUGUGAUGUUGAUAUUAUUAAAAGAUUUUGUCUUGUGGCGUGGUGAUUCCUAAAUUUCGGGGUCGUUUUAUAAGAAAUCGAUUUUAUUGUG